UUCUUUUAGCAGUAUAAUAAUCUUAACCAAAUUAUAAGACGUCAGGUGAGAGAGAUGAACAAAAACUCGCAUUUUUUAUGUUAAGGUUUAUCUUUUUAACCUCCCCAGCCAAGCUAUGAUUUUUCCUAGCUGAACCUCUUCAUGUAAAUCCUUCAGAUCUUCAUAGUGACCACAACUUAGCAGCUCAUUUAGGGUAAACGCCCAAUUUGCUAAUCGUUGUCUUGUUAGAGGUGACUAAAUUCUCGAGAUGCAGCCAAGUCUUCCCAAAUUUACCAUCAAGCUAAAAAGAGAGCAAAAAGUUGUUGAGGCUAUGACAUCUGCCAAAACUCACCGAGAUUGCAAGAUAGGGGAACAGAUCAACAUCAUUGCCCCAAAUUUUAGUGGUGAGCAGGAAAGCAAUCUUGAUAGACGUGCACAAGACACUUCAACUGAAGAAAAAAAGGAUGAUUGCUCAGAUGACGAUCAUCAAGAUUGCAAUAAUGCUCAGAAUCAGCUUGUUGUUUAUAAUCCUGCUGAUGCCGACUCUGAUGACAUUGGAUCUCAAUCUUCCCGAACAUACUCCUUACAGAACCAGGCUUACAAAAUUUCACCAUCUGUGGGAGCUUUUACUGUCCAAUGUUCAAUCUGUUUCAAAUGGAGGUUUCUUCCGUCAAAGGAGAAAUAUGAGGAAAUUCGUGAACACAUUACGGAGCAGCCUUUUGUAUGUGAAGCAGCUCGUGAAUGGCGUCCUGAGAUAUCAUGUAAUGAUGAGCCUGAUAUUAGACAAGACGGAAGCAGGCUAUGGGCGAUUGACAGGCCUAAUAUUGCUCAACCCCCUCGUGGAUGGGAGCGGCUGUUAAGGAUUAGGGGUUUUGGAGGAAGCAGAUUUGCAGACGUGUAUUAUAUUUCACCAUCAGGCAAGAAACUGCGGUCCACGGUUGAAAUUCAAAGGUACUUGCUUCAACAUCCCGAUGAGGCGGAAGGAGUUGCCUUAUCUCGAUUUUCUUUCCAAACCCCAAAGCCUUUGCAGAAAAACUUUGUGAAAAAACGUACGGACCAUGUAGCUUCUCCUGAUGGGAGAGUUAAUGGGACGCUUGAAUCUUCUCAAGGGAGUCCCAUGUCAUGGACACGUCCAGAAGCAAAUGCAGAGUUGCAGCUCGAAAUGGUAAAUUACACUGCUCCUGUUGUUGAACCGACAGAUCAUCGGACUGCUCCUUGUCAGGACCCUUUUCUUAAAGCCAUAGAUCGACCAACCAAGAGAUCGAAGCAACCAAGUGGUCAUAUGUACAAUGCUGGUUGCACGUAUGGAAACUUACAAAAAUAUGAAGGUCAAAAGUCAAGUUUAGCUUUUUUCUCAAAAGGCUGGCUGGCAUGAAGCUUGAUCUUAGUGAAAGUAUGAUCAAGCAGCUUACCCUUCUCGGAAUUGGCCACCAUAAUUGGUUCUACCCAAUUGGAAAACUGUUUGGGAACCCAAGGCAGCUUGUUCAAGAGAAGGGGUUUCCAGAACUCCUCGUGAUUGGUGCUUUUUAGAUCAUUACCUCCUGGAAGUCAGAGUGCGGAUACAUUUCUAGCACUGAAAGACGUGGGACGACAUCAUAUUGCAGGUAUACUACUAAUGCUGGAAAUUGUUAUUGGUUUUUUUUUCUUGCAGUACUAUUAAUACUUGUAGUUUAGCCGUAGUAAGUUAUCUUGUUCUAAAGGAUCAGCACAAGGGAAAAUUUCUGGUCUAACAAACAUAUCAUCACAUCCUAGUUGCAUCAUUAACGCAGCAUCUGUUGGAGUCACAAUGCCUCCAGUAGCAGCAUGCACAACAGGAAACCUUCCCCAUUUGCCUAGUCUGGGCUUACUAUGCAUUAGAAUCUCCAAUUUCCUUGAAAAGUGUGAAAAACUUUAUCUUCAUCCAUAUCGAUAAAAAUUAAAACCUAUGUUACUUGAACUCAUCUCCGUCCUAUUUUUGGACAUGGGCAUCGGGAAUGGUAACGAUGCACUAAUAAACAAGUAGGGUAAAAAUUAUUCAUUAAAAUCAUAUAACCAAAAAACUCACAUCUAACAUGUAUUAUGAGAGACUUUGCGAUUUAGGUGUUUUAAGGUUUUCUCAUCCCAUCUUCUCAUCCUUCUCUUUUGCAUCCUAAUUAGCACUUAGCAGCAAUGUCGAUGCUGUUGUUUUAUGCAGUUAUGGAUUAAAGUGUGAUAAUUUUUGUAAAUACAAGCCUGAUUAUUUCCCUAUUAUAUGUGAAGUUAUUAUAACAAAUGCUUUCAAAUUAAAAACCAUAUAGUUUUCUGGUUAAAAAAUGAUUUACAUUUAUAAAUAUAUCAUCUGAGCCUAGAGAACAGAGGGAAGUUAUUUUUAUUAUAGGUUAAAGUGACUAGUGUUCACCAAAUCUGGUAGAUGAAGAAUGAAAAUAUAGACUUUGCAGACUUGUAAUCUAGUACAAUUGAUGGAAUUGUGAUACUUUCGAUGAAUUUACACUUGUUAAUCAGGAUUAGUCUGUCAUGUGUAUGUCAGUAUGUGGCUGUUUAGGUUUGCUUAUUUGGAAAAGACAAGCACAAUUCUCCCGCAUAAAAAGUACCUAGUUGUGUUGUGUACAUGUGCCUGUUAGGUUUAGCUUAAUUUGAUAAAAUUUGCACUUGUCUUUUAUCAAAUUAAUAUAUUUUUGACUAUUUUUUUUUACUCCAAAUUCAUUUGUUUUGAUAAAUAAAUUUUAUAAUGGAGUAUCAAUCAUCAGGUGUAGAAUAUCUUAUUGGUAUCAUAGUAUGUAAGCAAUUAAAAAGUGCUUCUACUUAUUUACACAAACGGUUCAAGAAAAGCAGAAGCCAGAAGCAACUCCGACUUCUGCUAACCAAACAGGCACAUAGUAAAGUUCUGUUAAGACCACUUUUUAUCGGAGACCUCGGAGAACAUGCAUGUUUUGCAAAUAAAACAUUGCAAAACUUAUAAUUUUGCAAAUCAUAUUCAAUGAAAAUCAUUUUUUAAUUAAAAAUCUUGAAAAAUCAUACUCCUUCAGUUCCACCCAAAUGAUUAUAUUUGGGUGGGGCAUAGAGAUUAAGAAAAUAUGUAAAGUAAGAGUAUGAAAGAAAGAAAAGUGAGGAUAGUGAUGAAACCAUUUGAUAUUUAAUACAUAAAGUAAGGAUAGUGGUGAAAAGUAGUGGGGGUAGUUGAUUUUUAUAUUAUAAAAUUUUACUAUACUUAAUAAAUUUUGAAAUAUAGAAUGGAUGGGACAUCCCAAAAAGGAAAGUGUAAAUAAAUGGUUGAGACGGAGGGAGUAUAUGUAUUGCGAGGAAGACAUUGCAAGACUGGACAUUGCAAAACAUAGGUUGUGCAAAAGAAUGUCUGGCUUGCAAAACGUACAUUAUUUUUUGGAUUUUCAAUGAAAUAGCACUAUUCAAAUAACAUACUUUAUAAAAUAUAAUGUUGUUAAUGUUUUGGUGCAGAACAUGCAUCGUUUCCGAGGAUUCUGAUAAAAAGUGAUUUUGGAGGUCUCCGAUAAAAAGUGGUCUUCAUAGAACUUUACUCUCUAUAUCACAAACCUCCUUAAAAUACAAUAUAAAAACUAAAAAAAAUCUUAAAAUUAUAUUUAAAUAUAGCAAAAAUUGUAUUUAAAUCGUUAGGAGAUGUAGAAUAAUUAUAGUGAAGUCAGAUUGACAUGAAAAUUCAAAUUAAAAAUGGAGGGGAUUAUGUGGGAUCAUGUGUGGGAGGAUGAAUUUUAAUUGUGUGUGGUGACUUCUAGAAGGCUUGUAGUUUGUACAGUAAUUUGGUUAACUACACAACUAAAAACCUUCUUAAAAUAAAAACUAAAAUAAAAAAAAUUCUGAAUCACAUCGAAAUAGCACAUAUGAUAUGCAACUGAAAGUUGGGAGAUGAAUAAAAAUACCAUUAAGUCAGAUUUCUAAAAAACUCACCGUUGACGAGAAAAAUCAAAAUAGAAACGGAUGAGAUUAUGUGGGUUAUGUGUGGGAGAGCGUAUUUUAAUUGUGUGGAGCGUAUUUUAAUUGUGUGGUGACUUCUAGGGGCCAUUAGAUUAGAUUCGUCCAAGGGCUUGGAUUAAAUUUAUUUAAAGGCUUAGAAUAAGUUUGUACAAUAAUUUGGUUUGUAUUUGAGCAAUUGCUUAUAUAUAUAUAUUUGGUUUUUAAUGUUCUUGGUCACCAAGAGGACUGAAAUUCAGAAAGAAAAAAAAAACGAACUGGGCCUGAAUUGUGAAAGCCCUGAACCAGGACCGAAAUUUGGGUUCGCUUCUCGGUGAAUUGGGAAAUUCUAAUAUGGUCAAUUGAUGGAAUGAUUAUUCUUCUGUUUCCGAACAGGAUUUUUUUAUCGAUACAACCCUUCUGUUUCAACAACUCCCCAAGUUGUGAUCCCCCCGCCCCGCCCCUCCCCUCCCCUCCAAAAGGUGAUUUUAGUAAUUACCAAGUAUAAGUUAUUGUCCAGCAGUAUCUCGACCCAAUAUUAGGCAUCUUGCCCGGUGGAAAAGCUACAUCUAGUUCCGAACCAGCGAUUUGGUUGAUAUCCAGUGUUGUUUUUCAAGCGUGGAAGUCACCUAAUUAGAAGUUGUCAAAAUUUUAUAGCGAUCAGAGCUAACCACAAGGUUAUUAGGGUACUUAAGAUGGAUCCUGAAAUAAAUCUGCAAGAUCUUCACCCAAAAAAGAGAUGGAGGAGUGAGUUGUAUGCUCAAUUUGUUCUUGCCUGGCAGAACAAUAAUCAGUUACCUGCUGAAGGCACUCCAGAAAAAAAUGUUAAUAGCUUGGAUGACAAUCAUCAGCUGGCUGUUUAUACUCCUGCUGACGCUUCUGCUUCUGAUGGAACUGUUACUCAACCUCCACAGAACCAGGCCGGUCGGAUUGCGCCAUCUGUGGAAGCUUACACUGUCCAGUGUUCACUCUGUUAUAAGUGGAGGCUUAUUCCUUCGAAGGAGAAAUUCGAGGAAAUCCGUGAACACUUAAUAGAGCAGCCUUUUGUAUGCAGAGCACUUUAUCAGUGGCGUCCUCAGAUAUCUUGCACUGUUAAAACUGAUCUUCAACCAGAUGGUAGCAAGUUAUGGGCAAUUGAAACGCCCAACAUUCCUCGACCCCCUCCUAGGUGGAAGCGCAUUUUGAAGAUCAGGGCUUCCCAAGGAACCAGAUUUGCAGAUGUGUAUUAUUAUACACCAUCGAACAAGAGACUGCGGUCCACAACUGAAGUUCAAAGGUAUUUGCGUGAACAUCCCAAUGAGGCGGAUGGAGUUGACUUGGGCCAAUUUUCUUUUAAAAUCCCACUGUUGGUGAAGGAGAAGUCCUUGGAAGAACAUACCACCCGUGUUUUACAAGACGGUCGCAAACGCCGCAGGAUGCCUUGAAAUGGAGGAAGAAAGGAGUGAUCUGUAUCCAAUCUGGAUAUGAAUAUUGAAAUGGGCUACAUAGAGUUGGUACUUUAGUCGUGUGACAUUUGAGUGAUUGUUGAAGACUUGGCAACUGCUUUUGAUGUAAUGACAUGUAAACUGUUAGUCUCCUUGUGAAUUCAAGAGUAGAGCCAUUUUCAUUUUAUCCAAUCGACUUUCUAGUUAGUAAUUACUAUAAUUUUGUAUAAUAGAAUAUACAGAUAUAAAACCAUUUCUUUACAUAAAAUGCUAUGGGCGUCAUGUGUUUUGUGAGAGGA
Molecule: messenger RNA, 5605 nt
Organism: Daucus carota subsp. sativus
Lineage: Eukaryota; Viridiplantae; Streptophyta; Magnoliopsida; Apiales; Apiaceae
Product: methyl-CpG-binding domain-containing protein 2-like
Exons: 10
Coding region: 248-1354 (368 amino acids)
Molecular function (GO): DNA binding; zinc ion binding
Source: RefSeq, a predicted model, not a curated record